AUGAAGAAACUGAUGAAGAUGAUACCUCUUUCAAUUUUGGCUAAAAAGAUCCGAAAAGAAGCUACAGACGAAACACCUAGCAGCACGAACGAUCAAAACAGGUCUAUAAAAGGAAAGAAAGUUAGAAAGUGGCAAACAAAAUUGCUGAAUCCCAUUCCAGAAAAAUUGAAAAUUUCCAAAUCUCCUUUACCAGGUGUUGCAAAUAAAAUCAAAAACGAUGGUAUAGCACCAAUAGAUUUAUUCAAACUGUUUUUUCCAGAAGAAUUCGUACAAUUUAUUUGUGAUGAAACUAUGAAAUACGUCAUUUUUAAAGGUAACCAUAACUUCUCUGUAUCCACUAGAGAAAUGUACAUUUACCUUGGAAUCUUGAUUUUAUCUGGGUACAAUAAGUUACCUGCCAGAAGAAUGUACCGGGAAACAAAGUCUGAUACAUACAAUCAUUUAGUGAGCAAUAGUAUAUCUAGAGAUCGUUUUGAGUUGAUACACCGUUACCUACACGUCAACGACAACACCAAGAUUGACCCUAAUAACAAGGUUUACAAGAUCCAACCCCUCAUUGACAGAGUAAAUGAAGUCUCUCAAUUGCUAGCAGCAUCUCUCUGA
Molecule: messenger RNA, 603 nt
Organism: Sitophilus oryzae (rice weevil)
Lineage: Eukaryota; Metazoa; Arthropoda; Insecta; Coleoptera; Curculionidae
Product: piggyBac transposable element-derived protein 2-like
Exons: 1
Coding region: 1-603 (200 amino acids)
Molecular function (GO): sequence-specific DNA binding
Source: RefSeq, a predicted model, not a curated record